This is a messenger RNA of Fusarium poae, 1002 nucleotides long. RefSeq lists its product as uncharacterized. The record is from RefSeq and is a predicted model, not a curated record. The coding region runs from base 1 to 1002 and encodes 333 amino acids. The transcript has a single exon. NCBI's taxonomy places the organism in Eukaryota, Fungi, Ascomycota, Sordariomycetes, Hypocreales, Nectriaceae.
AUGCUCAAUUCAUUUCACCUUUUCGGAAGCCUUCCCGUUGAGCUUCGGACCGAGAUUUGGAGCUUCGCAGUUCGUCCCACAAAGCCUGGUGUACAGGUCUUCAGCUUGAGCAGUGAUUCAAGGGGACAGCCGCAUGGAGAGAACACACAAGAAGCCCCUUGGGCCGCUACUUAUUGCCUAACGGCCCCGAAGUGGACCUUCGGUCCUAUAUCCAGUACAGUCAAUACAUUUGACGAAACCCUAGCUUCAUGGACCAAAAACAACCCUUCAACUUAUGUGGUGGACUCGGGUCUCUGGAAUGCCUGCAGACAUUCUCAUCGCGUUAUGAGGGACAUCAUUGAGUCCACCAAACCCAUGGUCGUUCAGACAAAGGUGGAACGUGGCAAUCGCCAAGGGAAGGUAGGCGCGUUACGGAGUCUACCAUCCCAGAAGCGCACAAUCAUCGUAUCGCCCAGUCAGGAUCUCUUCAUUCUGCAGUUCGACAAUCCUGACAUGCUCAGCUGGUCUUUGUUAGAGGAUAUCGUUCCCUUCGACACAGUCCCAAGCCUGGUGCACAUACGGAAUGUAGGGUGGCAGUACCAUCCAAUCUGGGCCUCGAGCUUACAGGACUCUCCAUGGAUUGGAAGUCUUGACUCUUUAUGCUCCUAUAUCGUAUACGGCGUCAGGUUCGGGGGACUGGAGACACUAUGGCUCAUAAACUACCGGAUCAAACGAAAACAUUGGGUUUCAUCGAAAAGUGAAGUCAAGGGGCGAGAUCUCAAGACCUUCGAAACAGAUAACUUUCGAUUUACAGAGGUGUUACUCGAUGAGAAUGUACUUUCGCCGGAGCAAUUGUGGUGGGAUGAGGUGGUCGCAGAGGAUGAUCCCUACACUGUCAUUGACUUUCUCGCUUUUGUGACGAGGCUCCGACUGUUGGUAUCUCACAUUCUUAUAUCUACCUCUACUCUUGAGGCUACCAGGCGAACCAUGAGCAUCAAGAUCCUUUCCUGUGAGAAUCUUUAA